CUUUCAGGGUUACGUCUGUGUAGAAGAUUGAUCAUAAGUUGCUUCUGAAGAAGAUGGUGAAGUUAAUAAUCCUUGUAUUGGCAUUGUUUUGGGCAUUUACGUCUGCGUAUUCUCUCCCUUUCGUUGUUUUCCAUGGAAUUGCAGAUCAAUGCGCAAGCAGUGGAGUGACAAAUUUUACCAAUCUUCUAAGCAAGUUGUCGGGUUCCAAAGGACAUUGCAUAGAAAUUGGAAAUGGAGCAAGAGAUUCCUGGUUCAUGCCAUUCAAAAAACAGACUGAAAUUGCUUGUGAGAAGGUGAAAAAUAUUAGUGCGCUCAGCAAAGGCUACAAUAUAGUUGGACUUUCCCAGGGAAAUAUCCUUGGUCGUGCUGUUAUUGAGUUUUGUGAAGGAGCCCCUAAAGUGAAUAAUUUUGUAUCACUGGCUGGUCCACAUGCUGGGAUAGCUUGGAUUCCUUUGUGUGGUUUAACUAAUUACGGAAAUGUCUGCUUUCCAGUGGACUAUGUGAUGAAAUCAGGAGUAUAUAGUAAAUAUGUGCAGGAAAACUUUGCACCGGCUGGUUAUAUAAAAAUCCCAACUGCUAUUAAUCAAUACAUGGAAGGAUGCGAGUUUCUUCCUAAACUGAAUAACGAAUACAAGGAUCAGAAGAAUGCUGUUUACAAGAAAAGAUUCGCCAGCUUGCAGAAUCUUGUGCUUAUCAUGUUUGAUGAUGAAGAGGUUUUGGUUCCGAAAGAAACCUCAUGGUUCGGGUAUUUCUCAGAUGGAUCGCGGAAAAUGGUUUUGCCUGCUCAAGAGACAACAUUGUACAAGGAAGAUUGGAUUGGUUUACAGAGUUUAGAUAAAGCUGGAAGGGUGCGAUUCAUAAAUGUAUCCGGAGGGCACCUCGAGAUAUCGGAUAUCGAUACGAAUAAAUAUAUUGUGCCUUAUUUGAAGAGAAGUUUCUGGUGGAAUCGACCAUUGAUAUGA
Messenger RNA from Impatiens glandulifera, 962 nucleotides. RefSeq names its product palmitoyl-protein thioesterase 1-like. Lineage: Eukaryota; Viridiplantae; Streptophyta; Magnoliopsida; Ericales; Balsaminaceae. The transcript has 12 exons. Bases 54 to 962 code for a protein of 302 amino acids. Gene Ontology annotation, cellular component: intracellular membrane-bounded organelle. The record is from RefSeq and is a predicted model, not a curated record. Gene Ontology annotation, molecular function: thiolester hydrolase activity.